This is a messenger RNA of Maylandia zebra (zebra mbuna), 735 nucleotides long. The record is from RefSeq and is a predicted model, not a curated record. NCBI's taxonomy places the organism in Eukaryota, Metazoa, Chordata, Actinopteri, Cichliformes, Cichlidae.
AUGUUGCUGAAGGUAAGAGAGAUUCAUCACCAAUAUCUGAGAUUCUUUUUAACUUUUUUUCAGCUUAAAGAACCGGUGAGGAAAACCAGGGCAGUGAAGUGGCUCAAGUUUGGCAACACUGUGAGAGACCCGGCAGCUGGCAGCACGUGUCUGGUGGCUGGAUGGGGAGAAACUGAAACAAAACAACCAUCAGAUGUCCUCAAGUCUGUCAAUGUGACUGUGGUCGACAGGCAGACGUGCAACUCUCGUGAUUAUUACAACCACGACCCUGUUAUCACUGAUGACAUGAUAUGUGCUGGUUCAGAUGGUACAAACGUCGCUGAUACCUGUCAGGGGGAUUCAGGGGGCCCGCUGUUGUGCGAUGGAGCGCUGGUUGGAGUCACUUCUUUUGGAGAGGAUUGUGGUGUCAUUAAAAAACCUGGAGUCUACUCGUUUGUCUCAGAGGGACAGCUGUCCUGGAUCAAAACCACGAUGAAGUUAUUCUAAAUGUGUGAAACCACCAGCAUGAUUUGAUUUCACAGGUGUCAAACUCCAGGCCUCGAGGGCCGCUGUCCUGCAGGUUUUAGAUGUGUCCUUGAUCCAUCACAGCUGAUUUAAAUGCCUUAAUUACCUCCUCAACAUGUUUUGAAGUUCUUAUGAAAGGUACUGGUAAUGAACUCAUCAUUUGAUUCAGGUGUGUUGACCCAGGGUGAGAUUUAAGACCUGCGGGACACCAGCCCUCAAGGCUUGGAGUUC